AUUCUUUAUUGUGAACAAAACAAGAAAGAUGAGUGGCAGGGGCAAAACCGGCGGAAAAGCUAGAGCGAAGGCUAAGACUCGUUCAUCUAGAGCCGGACUCCAGUUUCCAGUUGGUCGAGUUCAUCGGCUGCUGCGAAAAGGAAACUAUGCCGAACGUGUUGGUGCUGGCGCUCCAGUUUACUUGGCUGCCGUGCUCGAGUAUCUGACUGCUGAGAUCUUGGAGUUGGCUGGUAACGCUGCCAGGGACAACAAGAAAACCCGUAUCAUUCCCAGGCAUCUGCAACUGGCGGUGCGUAACGACGAAGAGUUGAACAAACUUCUCGGAGGCGUCACUAUUGCUCAAGGCGGAGUGUUGCCGAACAUUCAAGCUGUGCUGCUCCCCAAGAAAACCGAAAAGGCAGUGAAGGCAAAGUGAUAUGUCUCUAACGAGGACCAUUCAUUCACCCAAAGGCUCUUUUAAGAGCCACCUACAUCUGUAUCAAGAGCGCAAAGCUGCUAUUUCAAUCUACUCAUCUUAAGUUGACUUGUUCCGUGCUGUAUAGUGCCAGCACUAAAUACGCAUGUGAUUUUUAAUACUUGUUUGUAGGUCCUGGGGAUCAUUGUACACCUGGUUGUCGCAAACGCACAUUUUUAACAAGAAAAUAAACGUUCUAAUGAGAA
Messenger RNA from Anguilla rostrata (American eel), 660 nucleotides. Its product is annotated as histone H2A. The transcript has a single exon. Gene Ontology annotation, cellular component: chromatin; nucleosome. The record is from RefSeq and is a predicted model, not a curated record. The coding region runs from base 29 to 415 and encodes 128 amino acids. Gene Ontology annotation, biological process: heterochromatin formation. NCBI's taxonomy places the organism in Eukaryota, Metazoa, Chordata, Actinopteri, Anguilliformes, Anguillidae. Gene Ontology annotation, molecular function: DNA binding; protein heterodimerization activity; structural constituent of chromatin.